AUGUUCCCUUCUUCAGUUGUUUUGUUCGGUUUAAUUUUGUCUUCAUUUCAUUGUGUAAACAGUACACCGUUAUUUAAAAGAGUGCUGGACAUAUUUCACGGAGGCGCCGAAGGAAAAAACACAACGCACGAGCGAAGCAAGAAUAAUAUCGAUAUCGCAAAUGUGGAAGAGUUUAAACAUCAUGAUUACGAGGAGAUGACCUGGUUUUUGAAGUACUUUGCUACAAAGUACUCGGACAUAACAAGACUCUACAAUAUUGGAUACAGUGUUCAGAAUCGCAAGUUAUGGGUUAUGGAGAUUUCAGAUAAUCCUGGAACACACGAGCCGGGCGAACCUGAAGUCAAGUAUGUAGGUAAUAUUCAUGGUAACGAGGCAUUAGGCAGGGAAUUGUUACUACAGCUGAUCAAAUAUCUUUGUGAAAACUAUGUGGAUAAUACCGAGACUAAGGGAUUAGUUGACGCAACUAGGAUCCAUAUUCUACCUAGUAUGAACCCAGAUGGGUACGAGAUGGCGGCCGUGCGUGGAAAAGGAAACAAACUGACUGGAAAGAGGAAUGCGUAUGGAAUCGAUUUGAAUCGAAAUUUCCCGGAUCAAUUCUUUCCCAGUACCACUGGUCCGCCACAGGUGGAGGUGAAGGCAGUAAUGGACUGGAUCAAACAGUAUCCCUUUGUUCUUUCUGCUAGUCUACACAGUGGUGCGUUGGUGGCUCUGUAUCCAUAUGACGAUUCACCGUCAGGUCAAAGCCUUUACAGCGCCACACCUGAUGACGAUGUAUUCAGGCGAUUGGCAAAGUCUUACUCACAGGUAUAAUCUGUUGUUAGUUUGCAGACAAAUCCCCCUGCCAAUUUUUAAGAUUGGGUCAGGUGGAUGAACGGAAACAAGAGAAGGGCGGGAGCGAAAUACAUUAUUUCCACCUCAACUUCGACUUCAUACUUAGCUUAAGCAUCCUUUAUGCCAGAACUCCUUGUGUAUAAUGUAAACUUGGGGCUUGUCAUCCACCAGUAAAGAUGUGAAUGAAUCAGCCUCAAAUCCUUGGCCCUUUAAGAUUGCAUUUUUAAUCAAUAAGGCCCACUCCUAUUAUUUUCACAUUAGUAACUCUUUCCGUCAAGAAACUUAUAUUAAUUUACGCUCGUAUGGGAAAUAAAAUAAAUGAAACAAAAUGAAUGAUCUGUGGAGGGGUCAUAAAUCCUUUAUAAAACCAGAUCACCGCUAAAUAUGCUAAUUAGAUAUGAAAAUCAACAAAAAAAAUUACUAUAUCAAUUAAAGCAAAAUUCUAUGCUAAUAAAUAAUUAGCAAAAUACAGUGUCUAACAAAAUUCAAACACCUAAAAAAGAACUAUUGAACACUUUGCCUUCGUUUAUGAAUAACUAAAUGAAAAUGUGAUUUGCUUCGAACGUUUUUACAUUAGUGAAAGAGCAAAUUUUCGGUGGUAUAUUGGUACAGAUGUGAAGAUCCUGAGAAAAUUGCUUUAAUUAUGUUCACUUUUAUUUAUUACUUUAAUUACGUACAUUUCUUCUUUAAUGAGUUAUUUGUCAAAAUAACUAAAAUUCAGUAGCUAUAAAAAGGCUCUUAAUAAGAGUUUAACAUCAGCUAACAACUGAAUCUCCUUUGUUCCGUUGUUGAUCGAUGCAGUGUCCUAGCAUAGGGUAGCUAUUCGCUGGGCCCCGCCGGCUUUUUUGUUAAGGGCCAAGGAAGAGAGGAACCAUAAAACUAAACAAUUUUAAAGAUUCGACCUAAUAGAGAACCUAGUUUUCAUUAUGAUCCAUUGAAUGCUGAUUAUAUUGUAAACAACGCUUCCUCUCAAAAAUGCUUUUAAUCAUUGCUUUCUCAGGAGCAUCCAGUGAUGCACUUGGCAAAUCCCAAAUGGAACUGUACAGAUCAAAAGGAAGAGCACUUCAUAGACGGCAUCACGAAUGGUGCCAGCUGGGCCAGCCUGUCUGGGGGUAUGCAAGACUAUAAUUACGUCAACUCAAACUGUUUUGAAAUAACGCUGGAACUCGGAUGCAAUCGGUUUCCAAAAAGCAGCGAACUACAGAAAUACUGGCUGGAUAAUCGAAAGCCUCUGAUCGAGCUCCUACGACAGGUGAGACAUUUCUUUCUACCUUACAUGUUCUAUGUUGAGGUUUCACGUGAAUAAUAGCGGCCAUGGUUAGGUGUUUUCUCGAAUAGCAUUAUCGCGCUGUUUUGGUGAUAUCACCCGUUACAUUUAAACAAAUGUUACGACAAAAUGGAGGUGCUUUAACUGUUGCAAUCGGAAAGGUAGAAAUUUUCGUGAUACAAGCUGUUUAACAGGGGAACAUAACUAUAUAAAAAUUUAAUUAGGACUUGUUAUGCCUAGACGUGUCAGGAUCUGUCAGGUUUUCUGUAGUCUAAAAGCGCAUGAAUUCGUAAGCACACCAAUUUAACCCUUUUAAUUUGUUUUGUUUCGAAGGUACAUUAUGGCGUGAGUGGAUUCGUCAAAAGCACUAAAGGCGAACCUCUCUCUGGUGCAACCAUCAGAGUGGCUGAUCGUCGACAUGACAUCACCUCUUCUAAGGAUGGAGACUACUGGCGCCUUCUCGUUCCAGGCUCCUACGAAAUUACAGUCUCAGCAGACGGGUACCAGCCUCAAACACGCCUGGUGGAACUACACGCGUUUGAAGGGCAUAAAGUUAACUUCAUUCUAAAGCCAAAUCAGGAGGAUACAACUCAAGCUUCGUACGGAACAAACGAAGAUGAGUUGUUGGAAAGAGUUAUGGCAAGUAUUACCCUAAUAUAAGUUGUAAUUAAUUAUUUGAACUUUCCCACGUAACGGAUUGGACAGUGUAGCGCAACGAUAAUGAGAAAGCUUUGUGCCACUAAUCUUUUGUCACCAAUCUUUUCCUAAAACCUUUAAAGCGUUGGCUAUUGGUUUUUUGCUAAUAUGAACACCCUUGUGACUAGUACAUCUUCAGAGGUUCGUGCUAUCAGUGAAGAAAGAAAUUAAAGGGAAUCGAGAUAUGUUCGUCAAGACUUCACAUCAUAUUUGGGUUAUUGGAAACUUUACCUUUCAUAGCCGCGCAAUAUAGCAGAGUGCUCCUCCCAGUGUAUUUUAGGAGUAUGAAAAGUUAUAGUUAUAACUGUAUCGUGCGGUUAUCAAAAAAGCACAUACCUAGGACUAAUCGAGAUUACUUGUAACUUGCAGAUCUAACACACUCUCCGGCUGACAAUAAAACUGUUCAUACCUUGACGAUGUCAAUUUUCCCUAAGCUACGGAACAGGCUCAGCCAGGAAUUUAAUACACUGCGCUUGUCUUGAUAAGGGGCUUUGUAGUCAAAGAUCAUGACAGAUGAUUGGACAAAUGUUUUUCUUUUGUGACAGGCUGGUGGCUAUAUGACAGAAGAGACUCAGGCUGACGAUCCAAGGGAACGCAUUGCAAGACCAAGUCUCAAUGACAGAGAAGAACAGUCCCCGCACAAAUUCGUUAUGCAUCCCGGGAUGAACGACAGGUGUGUGGAUUUUUGGAAAUAUUAUAAAAGUUAGAGUAUUUCUAAAGGCCUCAAUUCGAAGACCAUUCUAAAUUUACGCUUACUUCAGCUAAAGAAGACCUCAUCCGCUUGAGAGAGUCCUUUUUUAGAAACAUUGACGCAAACGUAAGACCUCCUCUAUACACCUUAUUCUAAGAUGGAGGCAACUUUUGUCUUUAUUAUAAUUAACCCUGGAUGCCUCCUUUCAAGAUGAGAUUUCUCUUGAAUUCUGCAGAAGAAAUCGAAGCAAAAAAUACCUUACUAACAUAACUAUAAAAUAUAAGUAGUAUUGCCGCCAUUUUGGAACAAGGUGUAUUUCUGAUUUCAACAACAUCCUUUCUAUCACGUAAGGAUUCUGUAACUAGUACCGAGAAAAGGCUGAAGACGCCCAACACAUUCCAGAACCAGACUGGGGGGGUGAACAAACUCUUCCCCAGGGUCCUCUGGAACGGGAGGGGAUGGAAAAAAGAGACCCUGGGAACGAGGCUUAAGAUAACGACUAACGAAUGCCAACGACCGACGGCAUGAUGGACGGACGGACGGACGGACGAACGGGGGCUGAGACGGUGGUAUAUCAAAAACUGUUACUUCAAGGCUACUAAUAGUUGUGAGGAAGACAGCUACGAGCAAAAAAGGGUUCGAUGUGGACAUUACGAAUGAAAUUGUGGAACACUGACCAUUGAUCCCACAGAGGAAACUUGUACUUAAGAAAGUUGUUCUAAAAGAACACUGCAUUUUCGAUUUAAAACUUUAAUUUUGUCAUUUAUAUUACUGUUAUAUUGUCUUUUAAUUUCGCUAAACUCAAAUCUAUUUACUAGGUGGCUUAAACGAAUUUUACCAUUUUCCUUUAUGUUUGGUAAUGGCCAGCAAUGUAGUUAAUUCUCAAACUUGCAGAAAGAAUAGGCCGAUUGCCCCUAAAAAGCACAGCCGAGCCACCUUGAGAAUCUUGAGAGCAACUGUCAUGAACUGUAAUUCAAGAAAGCUUAACAAUUAGUUUUGCUCUAUUUUUCACCUCUUAUUACCAAAGAGCUAGGCUGUCACUUGAGAAUGAACUACUUGACGAUGAAACCGACCGAGAUGGUGGAUCUACUGCUGUCAUUAAAACGAAAGAGUCUGUUGCUGAUGGUGAGGGGAGUGGUGACGAAAGCAAGACUAAUGUCAAACAGGAAAUGGUACCCAGGCCUCCUGACCUACAAACACCAGCCAAACCAAAACCAAAACAGUUGAUAAAUAACACCAAGCCUUCUUCUCUAGUAAAACCCAAGAAACGCACUGAAGUUCCUGCUCUGAAGAAACCACCUCAAGAAGUAAAGAAGAUCGUGGCACCUAAACUUCCUGAGACUGACAAGCGUUUCACAAAAAUGAUUGGCUCGAGUGUGGCUUGCCGUUUGGCUGGCAAUAAGGAUUUGGUAAAUGGGAAAUUGAGAUGGGUGGGCCACUUACCCAAAUUGCCACUUGACAAUGCACACCUCAUAGCCGGAGUCGAGCUGCUAACUGAUAAUAAACUUGGAACUGACGGUACGUAUAGGGGAGUACGCUACUUCAAAAGCUCUCCAAAACGAGGCUACUUCUUCAACCUGAAGGACUGCAAAGCUGUCAAACAUUAA
Molecule: messenger RNA, 5092 nt
Organism: Porites evermanni
Lineage: Eukaryota; Metazoa; Cnidaria; Anthozoa; Scleractinia; Poritidae
Source: the annotation of a GenBank genome assembly